Molecule: messenger RNA, 689 nt
Organism: Phoenix dactylifera (date palm)
Lineage: Eukaryota; Viridiplantae; Streptophyta; Magnoliopsida; Arecales; Arecaceae
Product: potassium transporter
Biological process (GO): positive regulation of DNA-templated transcription; chloroplast organization
Source: RefSeq, a predicted model, not a curated record
AUCUCUCUAUGUUCUGAUCUUGGGAUAGCAGUUACUUAUCUGUUUGUGGCUUUGGAAAGACGGAAUGAGGGCUCUUCCACUGUCCUAUUCACAGAACUGCUGCCCUCCAUCCAUGGGGCUGCCCAACAACAUCUCAGUUCUUAGGCCCAGCAGAAGCGCCACCAGGUUGGUGAAGGUUUGGGCUAAGACAGAUGAGGGUGAAGGCAAUGGAGAGGCCAAGAAGAGCAAGCAGUCCUUGUUUGAGAGUGUUACAGAAGCCCUUGACUUCUCGCAGGUCAGGUCCUCUGAGGAUGCCCAGCUUCUGGAGGAGGCAAGGGAGGCCACCAGAGCUGGAGGACAGAUGAACAGGCAACAGUAUGGUGCACUACGGAGAAAGAUUGGUGGCACCUACAAAGAUUUUUUCAAGUCCUAUGUUGAUGUUGACGGGCAAUAUGUGGAGGACGGUUGGGUGGACAAGACUUGCAAGGUAUGCAAACAGGACACCAGGGGAGAGCCAAGACAGGUUGACAACCUUGGAAAAUAUGUCCAUGUGGCAUGUUUAGAGAAAUCCAAAUCAGCAAACUUCUUCUCCAGGCUUUUCUCAAGAUAAAGCUCUCCUACAACUAUAACCUGUUCUUCUUCUUUCUCAAUAUUCAUAUGUAUGGUGUAUUAAGAAAAAAAAAAAAUCAAUACCUUGUUCUUUGGUAUAC